AUUGUCUGUCGCCACGACGUUCAACGACAAAACGCCAAGUGUCAUGAUUGUCUGCUAAAAUACAGUAAACAAAACCGGUGUCCCUGUGCGUGUCAAUUUCUUAUUGUUAAUGUCAUACAGUCUAUGGUAAAUAAAUAACCGUCUGAAUAUUUGCACGUAGGUUUUAAAUCAUUUAUCUGAGACCGAAAAGUAAUAUGAGUGAAGAGAUAAAAAUCUUUAUUAAACCAUUUAUUCUGUUUGUAGUAAUUAACUUGGUAUCGUCUAAGGGAUGUGUUCAAUUAGAUUCAUUUUCUUUUGAAAAGGUAGCUUCAAAAUUCAAGGCCAGUCUAGUAAAAUUUGAUGCAGCUUAUCCUUAUGGACCAAAACAAGAAGAAUAUGAAAAGGUAUGUGAAGCGAGCUCCAACAUUGAUGACCUCUUAGUAGUAGAAAUUGCAGUAAAAGAUUAUGGAGAAAAAGAGAACUCAGAUCUUGCUAAAAAGUAUGGAAUUGAAAAGGAUGACUAUCCUGUUGUCAAGCUAUUUAUUCAAGGAAAAACUGAACCACUUAGUUUUGAUAAAGAUGAAGACUUUUCUGCUGAUAACUUGAAAAAGUUUAUUCGUUCUAAAUCAAAAGUAUACAUUGGCUGCACAGGUUGCAUUCAGGCCUUUGAUGAAUUAGCUUCGAAAUUUACAAAAGAGAAAUCACUUGAAAACAAGAAAAAGCUACUUCUUAAUGCUGAAGACUUAUGGGAUAAAGCAAAAGGGAACCAAGAACACAAAUCUGCAGAAAUUUAUGUCAAGAUCAUGAGAAAAUUAUUAGAAAAGGGUGAUGAGUUUUUGGCAAGCGAGACAACGAGAGUUGAAAAUUUGUUAAAAGGAAAAGUAAGUAAAGAAAAGAAAGAAGAAAUGCAGCAGCGAAUCAACAUUCUCCAGGCCUUCAAAAGUCCAGUUCACGAUGAGUUAUAAUAGUUACAGAAAGACUGCUUAAUAGAUAACAUUUCUGUGGUUGGGGUCAUAUUGGUGUACAAUUCAGUGUGUGUUUGUGUGUGAUAGUUUGGGUGGAUUGUCAUAUUCUGUAUAGUAUUUCAGUUCCUAAUCAAUUUUAUGAAUUACAUUAUCAGUUUGAUUCUAAUUAAGAAUGUAAAGUUAUAGGUUGUUUUGACAUUAUACAUGUUAACAUUUUAAAUUAGAAUAUAAUACACAGUAUUGUCCGUGUCAGAGAUAAUUCAUAAAAAAGGCCAAAAAAUGCAUCUGUCACAUCUAUAUAUGUAAAAUUCAACUUAAAUAUUAAAUAUCAGUACUUAUUUCAUUAUAUUUCACCAAAGUAUUGGUAUGCCAGAAAAAUAGCUUAGUUAAGAAAUUAGUGAUUUUAAAACUAUAAAUUUAAGCUUAUAUUAUAUAGUUGUAUAAAAAUUGGAUCUCGUGUUUUGAGAAAUAGUAAAAAUAAGUAAAGUAAGCCUAUUUUCAAGUUGUAAAAGAAGUAAUAUUGUUUUUUUUUGUCACUUUUACCACAAUAUAUAUUUUUAUUUCAGAGAUAUAAAUGUAUAUAGCUUUACAUUGCGUUACGUAUUACUUUUUAAAAACAAACAUUUUGUAAACAUUGCAAGAACUAAGAAAACAUUUUAUCAAAUAAACAAAUUAAAAUAAAACCAUGUAUUUUGAAUUAAUUCUAUUACAGUAUCAACAAUAUUCUGUGAUAUUUUAAACAAAAUUACUACAAAUCCUCGAAGUGUUUUAAGUAUGAUACUUAUUUACUUUUUCUCUUCCUCUCUGAUAAUCUCAAUGAGUUGAGACUCAAAUCAUUUUAGCAUGAUAGUAAAGGCCAGACCAGAAGGUUACAUAUAAUAGUUAAUAAUAAUAAUAGAUUUAAGUUCCUUACAAACAUGGCUGUUAAAACCUGUGAAUUAUUCACAAGUGAAUAAAACAUGUUUUAAUAUAGAUAGUUCACUCAUUCCAAUUUAAAUUUUAAUAAGAGCUUGGUUGCUUUCAAUGUUGCCAAAGAAAGGAGGGGGUUCUGUUUCAUCAGAACCUGGUAAUACCUUUGAUUGUAUUAGUUUUUAUGUAACUAAUACGAUAAAAGGUAUUAUUCAUUAGUAAAUGUUAACAUGUCAUAUUAAUACUCUAAUAUGCGUGUGUGUAGUCUUUGGAUUUGUUUCAGAUGGAUUUCAUCACUAUUUGGCACCCAAAGGGUUAUUAUAACAUAAUAAUUAUGUGACUAGCUGUAAAAGAUUAUGUUAAUCUCUGAGUAUCAAGUAUGUGUGAAGUAAAUACUCAAAAAUCUGUAUUUCCUUAAUAUUUAACACAAAGAUAUUUGUAAAAAUUCUGACAAGUGUAAAAAUUCUUUGUUAAGUAGAUGUUUGGAAAUGAUUACCGUAUUCUUAACUAUUACAUGUAAUUUUAAUCAGAAUGGUAUGGUUUCAGAAAUAAUAGUGAAUAUAGAUUUUUUUCUGUUUUAACAGGGAAUGAGCUUAUUAGAUUUUGUUUGUACAAAUUUUUCUUUAGAGCUGUGAGAAGGACUUGACUUACAUUUUAAACAAUUUUUUAACUUCAAGUUUGCAAUUACAAUAGUGGUGAGUUUUAUGCAUAUAACACUCAUAAUUAUGGUGAGAAUGGUUGAUUCAAUGUGAUUGUCGAGUUCAGUUCCAUUUCACCUUUUGCUUAGUGCACCAUCUGAGAUAUCACACUGUCACAGACUUCUUGAUUCUGAAAUCUGGAGUCCACGUACGUCUGAUAGGAUCCUACUGGGUCCAUCCAGGGUCAUGCUGGAUACUGGAUUCAAGGAGUCAAGUUUGACAAUAUCAGAUCUCGGACACCGCACUAAGUGGAAGGUAAAACUCAACAAUGUCAUGAGUUUUGUGUUUAAAUUAAUUUUAUGUUCAAACUAUACAAGCAAUUUGUUUGUUAAUUAAAUAUUUUUUAUUUAAUGUCUUAGAACAAUUAUCAUAUUAAUAUUCUACUAAUAUAACAUGCAAUGCAUGAGCAAUUGGUGGGAGAGGUUAAAUAGUGUUUUGUACUCCAAUUCACUCUCUGCUUGUUCAGCGUCUCCUGAAAUCUAGAGUCUAUGACUAUCUGAAGAGGUCCAAGAAGAUAGAGAAAGGUACAGGUGUUUCAUUGCGUGUGAAUAUGCAACAUCAAACCAGAGCGAGUGAAAAUAGCAAUAACCACUUUUGUAUAUCAAUGCCUGGCGAACACAAAGUCUUUGAGGAACAUACUUAAGCAACGUACACUCAGGGAAACUCUGAGGAGCACCACGAACUUAAACUAUUUUCUAUUGUAAUUUGCUGAAAGGCGUUACAUUGCAUUGUUUUAUCUUUAAAGAUGCACUUGUACACAUAUAGGCAAACUCUCUCUUAUAGAGCCAAUACCUUGAGCUGAGUGGUUGUUGUUGCAUAAUAUCGUCAAAUGCACAAUUCAGUGGUGGUGCAACUGUGUUGGUUUUUAGAAAUUGAAUUAGAGUAUCAAGUACAUAAAACACUUUGUUUAACCUCUCCCAACAAUCACUUGUGUAUAGUAUGCCAUAUUAGUAGAAAUCUGUGGCUCCACCAUACCACUGACUCGGUAUCGAGCAUACAAAACACUUUGUUUAACCUCUCCCAACAAUCACUUGUGUAUAGUAUGCCAUAUUAGUAGAAAUCUGUGGCUCCACCAUACCACUGAUCUAGUAUCGAGCAUACAAAACACUUUUUUUAACCUCUCCCAUCAAUUGCUUGUGUAUAUCACGCUGUAUUGGUGUAAUCGGUUUCUCCACCAUUCCAGUUUCAAGUACUAAAAACACUUUGUUUAACCUCUCAUCAAUAGUUUUUAUAUAUCACCCUAUAUUGGUAGAAAUUGGUUGCUCCAACAUUCCAGUUUUAAGUACACAAAAUAGUUUGUUUAAAUUCUACCAUCAAUCGCUCAUAAAUAUCAUGCCAUAUUGGUAUAAAUUGGUGGCUCCACUAUUCCACUGAUCCAAUAUCAAGUACACAAAACAGUUCAAUACCUAUUAUUAUUAAUUAAUUAGGUUUCUACUUCAACCUAAUUAAUAAUAAAUAAUUUAAUGUCAGUGCUUAACAACCUACAUCUCUAUAUUUGUUAUACCAUAUUUGUUGCUGUUUAGAAUAUUAACCCUAUUUUGGACAAGUGGGCUCUUUAUACCCCACAAAGUUCAUUGUACAAUAAGACAAUGCAGGCUAUGCGUAUCCCACACUAGUGUUGCUGAAAAAGUCGAGUGGGCUAUCAGUAACCCGCAUUUUGUUUUAAUUUUUUUGAGUCCAUGUAAAGUCAUAAAUUUCAAGAUCAAAAUCCUGAUUUUCUAUGCUAACAUAUGACUUUUUACAAAUAUUUAUGCAAUCAUGUAGUAUAAGUCAUAUGCCUUUUUUCAAAUCACCUAACAGCAGACGCAUUAAUAUUAUAUUUUUAUUAUUACACUCUGUUACUAUCAUAUUUUUUUAAACUUUUAAAACAGGGGAAAACGGAUUACUAGUGACUUCUGAAUCAUGAUCAGUAGCAAGGGAAGCCUAUUUGCAAGUAGAAGCAAGCUUAUUUAUUAUUUGAAUUGAUCUUUGUGAUAACCAUUGUAUCCAGGUGUUUUUACUGAAAGGCCUCAUUAAAAAUAUAAAAUGUA
Molecule: messenger RNA, 4581 nt
Organism: Homalodisca vitripennis (glassy-winged sharpshooter)
Lineage: Eukaryota; Metazoa; Arthropoda; Insecta; Hemiptera; Cicadellidae
Gene: wbl
Product: endoplasmic reticulum resident protein 29
Exons: 2
Coding region: 195-944 (249 amino acids)
Biological process (GO): protein secretion
Cellular component (GO): endoplasmic reticulum lumen; endoplasmic reticulum
Source: RefSeq, a predicted model, not a curated record